AUGAGUGUAAGUUGAAAUUUGCGGACUGCAACGAGAAACUGCAUUUAUUUUAGGAGUCUCAGACGAAUCCACCAGACACAACUUUCCAGGACGUGCAAUUUGAUGCCCCAUUCGCCAUUGCCAAUCGAUGGGUAUGUUCCGGAAAAAUGAAAAUUUUAGCCGACAUACUAACAAGUAUAGUACCUCUACUGCAACGUUAAGAUUUACUCUUUUAAUCUCUUUACUUUCAGGCUAUUCAAUUGCCAGUUCAAGCCAUUCUCUUCCUGGUGUCAAUUUGGUUAUCUGUUCGACUCUUCUACUCCUACCGUAAUAUUAUGAGAUACCGAGCGAAAAUCCGUCAAGCUUAUAAGCCACCACUUUUGGAAGACGAAUAUUUCACCGAUGAUCCGCUGCCUGAACCAGUCCUGGCUCCUGUGAAAGCACCAAAACUCCCCAAAGAAGAGGAAAAGAAAGAAGUUAAGCAAGAGAAGAAAGAUGAAAAAAUGAAAAAGAAGUAA
Molecule: messenger RNA, 497 nt
Organism: Bursaphelenchus xylophilus (pine wood nematode)
Lineage: Eukaryota; Metazoa; Nematoda; Chromadorea; Rhabditida; Aphelenchoididae
Source: the annotation of a GenBank genome assembly